UUUUUCUCUCAAAAGUAGGAUUUAUUCAUAUGACACCGGAUUAUUUGUAAACAAUGUCGGUGCUCCGGCUUAUCGCACCGAAUUUGAAAUUUUUUACACAAAGUUUGAUAAAACCUCCAGACAUUCUCUGUAAAGCAGGCUAUGCUGCAGGAAAACUCAAAGGAAAGAUGAUGUCAGCAACACAGAAGAAAACACUUUUAGAAGUUGAAACUGAUCCUUAUAAAUUAUGUAACUUUGUUUGUGGGGCUAAUUAUUUUAAAGAAGGAGAAGAUCCCCCUAUUAAACCAGACAGUGAAUAUCCAGAAUGGUUGUUUUCAUUGCAUAUAGAUCGACAGCCACUAGAUCUAAGUGAAUUAAGUAAAGAUGACAUGUAUUACUGGAGACGAUUAAGAAGAAUAAAUAUGAGAAGGAAAAAUAAAGAAAUAAAAUAUGCAGGACAGAGAAGACCUAAACGAAUCUGGUGAAAAAAAUUGAUAUUGAAUGUUACAUCUGAAUAAAAUUAUAAAGGA
This is a messenger RNA of Mytilus californianus (California mussel), 509 nucleotides long. Its product is annotated as 39S ribosomal protein L54, mitochondrial-like. The transcript has 2 exons. Gene Ontology annotation, cellular component: mitochondrial large ribosomal subunit. Gene Ontology annotation, molecular function: structural constituent of ribosome. The record is from RefSeq and is a predicted model, not a curated record. Lineage: Eukaryota; Metazoa; Mollusca; Bivalvia; Mytilida; Mytilidae. The coding region runs from base 54 to 464 and encodes 136 amino acids.